CUCAUGGUAGUCAACAGGCACGUCCAGUAAAUUAUCGCCUAGAUUUUUAGAGGGAAAAAAAAGGAGAAAAAAUAUAUUAUUAGAAAAACAAAAUAGUAAAACAUAACUCAAAAUCUGAAAAUACCGAUAAUAGCCUAAUAAUUCAGAGAUUUGUGAUAGAAUAGCUCUUCUGCAAGCUGCUACAUUCAACUGCCAAUACAUCUCCGAUGCUCUCUGUCAACUUUAACGGCCAUUUUCCAUAAUCGGCGACGUUAUACAAUUCAGUUUUAUAACACUUAAGCGAUUUCUGCUUCUUCGGGCGGAGCGGCGAUGGCCGGCGGUGGUCCGAGAAAUUAUUCGGCGAAUCCAAACGAUUACAAGCUUCUAGAAGAAGUCGGUUACGGAGCUAGUGCAACUGUUUAUAGAGCGAUCUAUCUUCCUUUCAAUGAAGUCAUCGCAGUCAAGUGCUUGGAUCUCGAUCGCUGUAAUAGCAAUCUGGAUGACAUUCGCAGGGAAGCUCAAACGAUGAGUUUGAUAGACCAUCCUAAUGUAAUAAAGUCAUUCUGUUCGUUUGUUGUUGAUAGCUACCUUUGGGUGGUGAUGCCCUUCAUGGCCGAGGGUUCUUGUCUGCAUCUCAUGAAGAUAGCAUAUCCAGAUGGAUUCGAAGAAUCCGCUAUUUGUUCUAUGUUGAAGGAAACUCUCAAGGCUUUGGAAUAUCUCCAUCGACAUGGGCACAUCCAUCGAGAUGUUAAGGCUGGGAAUAUAUUGCUGGAUACUAAUGGGAUAGUAAAGCUGGGGGACUUUGGUGUUUCAGCAUGCAUGUUUGACAGUGGUGAUAGACAGCGGUCUAGGAAUACCUUUGUAGGAACUCCGUGCUGGAUGGCACCAGAAGUUCUGCAGCCUGGAACUGGAUAUGAUUUCAAGGCUGACAUUUGGUCACUUGGAAUAACUGCCCUGGAGUUGGCUCAUGGUCAUGCACCAUUUUCAAAGUACCCUCCAAUGAAGGUUCUACUGAUGACAAUACAGAAUGCCCCUCCUGGACUUGAUUAUGACCGAGACAAAAAAUUCUCCAAGUCAUUCAAGGAAAUGGUUGCAAUGUGCUUGGUGAAAGAUCAAAAUAAAAGGCCAACCGCUGAGAAGUUGUUGAAGCAUUCUUUUUUCAAAAAUGCCAAGCCUCCAGAGCUUUCUGUAAAGAAACUUUUUGCUGACUUGCCACCACUUUGGCAUCGAGUUAAAGCUCUGCAGCUUAAAGAUGCUGCGCAGCUAGCUUUGAAGAAAAUGCCUUCUUCCGAGCAGGAAGCAUUGUCACAGAGUGAAUACCAACGGGGAGUUAGCGCCUGGAACUUUGAUCUGGAGGAUUUGAAGCUUCAAGCUUCACUGGUACAGGACGAUGACGAAAUACAAGAAAUUAAGGAAGAAGAUGAAGCCAUGAAAGCUUAUAUGAACUACAAGGAAAAAUCUAUUGCAUCACCAUAUGCUGGAAAACAGAUCCCGAGAAAAGAUCCGAUUGCCAGUGAGCAAGAAAGUGUUGGUGAAGUGCCAUUAGCUGAAUAUGAGAUCAAGAAUGGAAAAGAUCUGGAAAGUAGUCAACUGGAUUCUGAUCAUUGGGAGAAAAAUGGACUAAAGAAGAACGCAUCAAAAACAGAGUUGCCGCCCCUAACCUCUGAGAAGGAUGCUUUACCGGUCAAGAAUAGAACUCAAACCCCAAAAGCUCGUCAAAGUCAGAGUGGACCACUUAUGGCUGGUGUUGUACUAAGUCACUCGGCAUCAGAAAGAGCUCGGAACUCUGAAAGAAGUGAAAUUGAAAACCAACAACCAGGAGAUAAAGCUCAUCAAGUGCGAAGAGCACCCAGCUUUAGUGGCCCCUUAAUGCUUCCUAACCGAGCUUCAGGAAAUAGUUUAUCAGCUCCAAUUAAAUCAUCUGGGGGAUUCAAAGAUUCUUUGGAUGACAAGUCAAAGCCGAACUUGGUUCAAAUAAAAGGCCGUUUUUCUGUAACAUCGGAAAAUGUAGAUCUUGUGAAGGAUAUUCCGUUAUGUACAGUGCCUCGACGAUCUUCCCAAGGAUCACCACUUAGGAAGUCUGCUAGUGUUGGAGAAUGGCUGGUCGAAUCUAAACAGAUGCCACCCUGUCAACCACCGAAGGAUCUUGGCCUUAAUAAUGUUCCUGCUUCAGUUCUCAUGCCUCACCUACAAAAUCUUUUUCAACAGACGUCAAUCCAACAGGAUCUCAUUGUAAAUCUAUUGAGUAGCUUGCAACUAUCUGAGUCAGGAGAUUCUUCUCAAAAUGGAAAGUUACCUCCCCUACAGCGCCCAGAGAACAACGGAACUGUUGAAGCAGCUGUUUCUGAGAGGGAGAAGCUAUUGCUAGUCAAAAUAUCUGAGCUUCAGGCUAGGAUGAUUAAUUUGACAGAUGAAUUAACUGCAGAAAAAUUAAAAUACUGGCAGUUGCAACAGCGGUUAAAUGCCAUGUCAAAUUGCGGAGACGAUGGGGACAGAAGAGAAUUGGAAUCGUGAUGCCAAAUGAUACUUUUCAAGUGUAAAACACCGUGUAUAUUCAGGUUGAGGUAUAGGAAGAGGCAGGCUGUACUAUUCUUAUGUCGCUGAAUCAUGCGCUUGUCCUAGUUGAAUAGCUCAUGUGGAAGAAUCCAUCUCCAAGUGACAAUAAGCAAAAUAAUCAGUGGAUAGAUAAUUUCUUCAUUUGUUUGAUGAGUACGAGCUGAAAACAAGCUUUUUGUGCAGAUUCACGUCUUCCAAUCAAAGGGAUUAUUUAUUUAGAUAUAGAAGAUCGCGGAGAAGGCUCGGCGGGGAGAGGAAGGCAGAGGGUGGGGGUUGGGGAUUGAGUUCUGUCCAUUUUAAUUGUAGAUCCUUAGUUUAUGUUGUAAUCUGAAUUGCAAAAUUAAGUUGUAAUUUUGUAACAUAUAUCAAUCAAUGUGACCAUGAAUGUAUUCAAUAAUGCUUAUAGCUUCUCAAGCAUCCCUCAAGCUGGUCGAUGCCUGACAUAAUUUCAUUUCUCUCCUUUCUUAUUA
Messenger RNA from Nicotiana tabacum (common tobacco), 3005 nucleotides. The record is from RefSeq and is a predicted model, not a curated record. Lineage: Eukaryota; Viridiplantae; Streptophyta; Magnoliopsida; Solanales; Solanaceae.